Hordeum vulgare subsp. vulgare (domesticated barley) is the source of this 421-nucleotide messenger RNA. Its product is annotated as proteinase inhibitor PSI-1.2. The coding region runs from base 63 to 299 and encodes 78 amino acids. The record is from RefSeq and is a predicted model, not a curated record. Gene Ontology annotation, molecular function: serine-type endopeptidase inhibitor activity. Lineage: Eukaryota; Viridiplantae; Streptophyta; Magnoliopsida; Poales; Poaceae. The transcript is spliced from 2 exons.
GUUCCUGAUCAGGAUUCAGAACCAACCACCUCAAGAGUCAAGAGUGUGUACAGAGCACAGACAUGGCUACCUCCAGACUCCACAUCGCCUGCGCUCUCCUCCUCAUUGGUGUUGUGCUUCUGGGGCAAAACCAAGAGGGCAUGGAAGCCGUGGCUUGCCCUCAGUACUGCCUGGAAGUCGACUACGUGACCUGCCCCUCCUCCGAGCAACAGAAGCUCCCGGCGAGGUGCAACUGCUGCAUGGCUCCCAAAGGCUGCACGCUUCAUCUCUCCGAUGGAAUCAGCCAAACCUGCUCUUAAUCCUGUUCAGAGUUCUGGGCCUGAGAUGUAACUCCAUAUAUGGUGUGGUGCUAGACAAUGCAUGCUUGAUAAUCUGACAAAGCUAUGAGCUUUGCCGAUAAAGCCUGUCAUAUACUACUAUG